Messenger RNA from Ochotona curzoniae (black-lipped pika), 927 nucleotides. RefSeq names its product olfactory receptor 6-like. Lineage: Eukaryota; Metazoa; Chordata; Mammalia; Lagomorpha; Ochotonidae. The annotation marks the transcript as partial. The record is from RefSeq and is a predicted model, not a curated record. Gene Ontology annotation, biological process: G protein-coupled receptor signaling pathway. Gene Ontology annotation, cellular component: membrane. The transcript has 2 exons. Gene Ontology annotation, molecular function: G protein-coupled receptor activity; olfactory receptor activity.
AUGAGCAACACCAGUGACACCACAGUGGCUGAGUUUGUGCUGCUGGGAUUCCCAGAGCUGUGCCAUCUACAAGGGCUGCUGCUCAGCUGCUUCCUCAUCAUUUACCUGGUGACUGUCCUACAGAACCUGGUGGUUGUGGGCACCGUGCAUGCCAGCCGGCAACUGCACACGCCCAUGUACUUCUUCUUGGCCAACCUCUCAGUGCUGGAGACUCUCUACACCUCAGUCACCAUCCCCAAGCUGCUGGCUAUCCUGGCUGAGGCCAGGACCAUCUCCUUCUCAGGUUGCCUCACGCAGCUCUUCCUCUUCCUCUCCCUUGGCUCUGCGGAGUGCUUUCUCCUGGCUACCAUGGCCUGUGACCGCUACUUGGCCAUCUGCCAUCCACUGCGUUACCAAGCCAUCAUGGACCUGCAGCUCUGCCUGGCCCUGGCCCUCACUGCCUGGCUUGGUGGCUUUCUGGCCUCCUUCCCAUCCGUGGUGCUCAUUGCCCGCCUCAGGUUCUGCGGUCCCAAUGUCCUCAACCACUUCUGUGACAUCUCGCCUCUGCUGCAGCUCGCCUGCUCUGACAUCACCACCCUUGAAACACUGGACUUCGUGGCGGCCCUAGCAGUGCUCGCAAGCUCCCUGCUGGUAACCGCCUUCUCCUAUGCCCGCAUCCUGGCUGCUGUGCUGAGAGUGCCGGGAGGUACUGGUCGGCAAAAGGCGUUCUCCACUUGUGCCUCACACCUGGUGGUGGUGGCAAUCUUCUACACCACCACCAUCUUCAUGUAUGCCCGGCCUCGUGCUGUCAGCUCCUUCGACUUCAACAAGCUGGUGUCUGUAGUUUAUUCUGCUGUGACACCCCUGCUUAACCCCCUCAUCUACUGCCUACGGAACCGUGACAUCAGGGAGGCCCUGGCCAAACUACAGCAAAGGAUGGCCCAAGUG